CACGGUACCUCUCCGCGAACGUCAAUCUUCUCCGCCGCAUCCCACUUGACACCAUCUUUACCAGGCAAUCGUCUCGAAAUCACGACUUUCCUCAGGGCCGCCUCGAAAUAUCGCUUAAUCACUAGUCGUCGCGAUGGGCAAGAAGCGCGGACACCCCGACGUCGAGGACGUCCUCUCCCGGCCGUGGUGCUACUACUGCGAGCGUGAUUUUGAGGAUCUGAAGCUUCUCAUCUCCCACCAGAAAGCCAAACACUUCAAGUGCGACAGAUGCGGUCGUCGACUCAAUACCGCUGGAGGUCUCUCCGUCCAUUUGAACCAAGUCCACAAGGAAACCCUCACCCAGGUCGAGAAUGCGCUACCGAACCGACAAGGCCUCGAUGUGGAGAUCUUCGGCAUGGAGGGUAUUCCCCAGGAUAUCCUGGACCAGCACAGGAACCGCAUUAUCCAGAACUUCUACCAGGCCCAAGAGGACCGCAGGAUCGCCACCGGAAACCCCUUGCCUGGACAGUCGAAGCAGCCUAGAAAGAAGCUCAAGGUCGAGACCCCCGAAGAGUUGAAGGCCCGCCUUGCUGAGCACCGCGCAAGAGUGGCCGCCGGGCACCCUCCCGCUACCAGUGGUAGCCCUGCCAAUGGCGCUCCUGCAAGCGCAAGUCCGGGUGCAUUCAACAAUUCACCGUACCCCCCGCCGCAAGCGCCCUACGGUGCUUCCCCCGACCAGAACUACCCGCCUGGUGCUGCCCCUGGCGCUCCGGCCUAUCCUCAACAGGGCUAUCCGCAAGGCAACUUUGGCGGUUUCUCUGCAUCAUCUCUUCCCGCAAGACCGACGAGUGGCCCCCAAGCCAUGCCUGGCCUACCUCAAAGGCCGCCCCAACAUGGCGGCCAGUUCUGGAACGGCUCUGGCGCACCGCCGCCUGGCUUCCCCGGAGCAUCCACUGUGGAUGAGCUUGUCUCUGGCGCGGCGCAUCACGGAGACGAAAUUGAUGAGCUCAUCCGUAGAGCUGAAUCCGGUAUUAAGCCGGCCAAGAAGGCCGACGACGAAGCAGGUGAGGAGGCCGCAGGCGACAAGAAGUCCAAGAAGGACAAGAACGGCAGGAUGUUCUACGCAGACACAGAGGUCAGCCCUGAGGAGCGCAUGGCGCAAAUACCAAGAUACGCCUACGUGCCCCCAGCAUCGUAGGAAAGUAAUGACUGGCAUUGGACUAUUUGGAUGGCGGCGAAUAGGGACGUUGCGACACGGAUGCAUCCCAAUCAUGGCACGUGUUACUGCGACAGGCUUUCACCGAAUGACACGAU
Molecule: messenger RNA, 1293 nt
Organism: Colletotrichum phormii
Lineage: Eukaryota; Fungi; Ascomycota; Sordariomycetes; Glomerellales; Glomerellaceae
Exons: 4
Coding region: 134-1177 (347 amino acids)
Cellular component (GO): nucleus
Molecular function (GO): DNA binding
Source: RefSeq, a predicted model, not a curated record